Messenger RNA from Miscanthus lutarioriparius, 1041 nucleotides. The record is from the annotation of a GenBank genome assembly. NCBI's taxonomy places the organism in Eukaryota, Viridiplantae, Streptophyta, Magnoliopsida, Poales, Poaceae.
AUGGCCGCAAGCACGGCGCGGUGGCAGCUGCUGGCCGGCCAGGUGAAGCGGCAGGCGUCGGGGUUCCUGCUGGACAAGUACAAGCAGGCGAGGCUGGCGAUGGGCGACGUGACGCCGGCAGAGCUGCUGGUCCAGGAGGCGACCAACAACGAGCCGUGCGUCCCCGACGCCAAGACGCUGGCGUGCAUCGCGGACGCCGCCUUCGACAUGGACGACUUCUGGAGGAUCGCCAAGGUGCUGCACCAGAGGCUGAGCCGCGCCGCCGACUGGAAGGAGUGGCGCCCCGUGUACAAGGCGCUGGUGGUGCUCGAGUUCCUGCUCACCCACGGGCCCGAGGACCUGCCGCGCGAGUUCCUGGCGGACAUGCCCGCCAUGCACGACCUCCGCAGCUUCAACUACGUCGACGACAAGGGCUUCAACUGGGGCGCCUGCAUGCAGCGCCGGACCGACAGCGUCCUGUCGCUGCUCACCGACGCCGACCGCCUCAGGGAGGCGCGGCGCAGGGCCAUCAGGGUCUCCCACGAGGUGUACGGCGGCGGCUUCGGCAGCCCAACGUCGUCGUCCUCCCCGUCCUCGGCCUCGUCCUCCGCCUCCUCAAGGACCUCGCGCACCUGGUCCUUCGGCGGGUCCUCCCACUACUCCGACAGCCCCACCAUGUGCCUCACCUGCGCCUCCGACGCCGACUACCGCCACGACAAGAAAUGCGACGCCUACACGGCCGACGACGACUGCUGGGCCUCGUCGAACUACAAGAGCGGCAGGUGGGCGGCCACGGUGGACGAAGGCGACGGCGAGGACCAGCACCAGGGGCUCAUGGACGACGCCUGGGACGCCCAUCUGGUGGAGGACAGCACCAGCACAUGGUCCGCCAGGUUGCUCGGUUCCUUGUCCUUCACCACCAGCAGGGCCUCAGGCUUCCAGAGUCUGUCGCAACCGGAGCAGCGAAGGACACCCAAGAAGCUGCAGGGCAGGGGCAGGGGCAGCUCCAGCGCCAGCUUUCCGCCGACUAUGCACGUCCUUGAUUGCUCGGGCGACGACUAG